CACACACUUACACUCACACUCUUACACAGACUCACACACAGACUCACACACACUUACACACAGCUGACCGAGACAGAACGAGUGCUGAACCCAUCACAACACUUCCCAGACUCCAGACACUCAGAGGUUCUCAGAUGCUGGAAGGAUGGUUCUAGAGCAGCAGACGUUUGUCCGGGAGCCGUACUCCUCUUGCGUCUGAGGAGGUCCGUGCUUCACUGGAGGAUUUAAUAAGCUCUUCAUGACUUAAGCAGAGCUGCUUCUCACAUCACAGAACCGUAGAAUCGCAGAACCACAGAACCCUGAUUCUUCACUUGUUCUCAUCUGAAAUAUGAAGUGUGCACUCUGCUGCCUCGCUCUGCUGACUCUUUUACUGGGACUCAGUUUGGUAGAUGCCAAGGGAACGUUCUAUGGAAACCCCUACAGAUUUAAUCUGUACAAAGCCGGAGCCGGUCCACAUUUUAACCACGGAAAACCCAUGACUCGUCACAAAAACCACUGUGCCUACAUCGUUCAGAAGAACGUUACCUGUACCAUGCAGGAUGGAAUGGCUACCUACGUCAAGGCAGAUUACACCACCAAGUGCAUCUGGGGACAGAAGUGUCCUGUGGUGAUGUAUCGGACAUACUUCAAACCAACCUACAAGGUUGGCCACAAGACUGUGACAGAACUGGAGUGGCGCUGCUGUCCAGGCUACUCUGGAGAAAACUGCUUUGAUGGCCCUACACCUGGUCCAGACUCCAUCAUGCCAUCAUUCAAGGGAUCCAUUCAAGGACCAAGACCUGGGAUGAAGGGUUUCCCAUGGGGUUACAACAAAAUACCAACCCCUGGAUCAGGGAUGGAAAAGCCUCUUUUCCCUGGUGGUCAUCAUGAUAAUAUACCAACUGGACAUGUGCCUUCAGGAGGUCCAGGAACGAGUGUCUCUGGCGAGCGUCUAGACCGUAUAGAGGGGGAUCUAAGGAGACUUUCACAGGGUUUGGAGACUCUGAAUGGCCUGAUCUCUGGCAUGGAGGAACGCCUCCGUGUCUCUGUCCGUGAGGACACCGCCAAGAUGGUGAGCACCCUGCUAGGUGGGGCCCCACAUCAGCCAGACUCUACAGUGGGGUUUGGUAUCAUCCCUGAGGGCUUGCCUGACACGACAGAGGGCAGCGAAAGAUUCCCGGUCCUUGGAGAGCUGGUGGGACGGGUGACAGAGGUCAAGGAUGAGCUAAGGGCCAAGAGUCAUGUGCUAGAUGAGAUCCAUGGCAUGGUGAUGGGCCAUGAUGGGCAGCUGAAGAGGCUGAUGGAGGUGCCAACUGGGGGUAUACAGAAUUUAGUGGAGAAGCUGUUGGAUGAAAGGCUGUCUGGCAUCAGGACAGAGAUAUUGGAUGGAUUUGAACGAAGACUCAGUGGCCUGGAAAAUCACUGCAAUGAAAAGAUUGGACAGGUUCAAAAGCAUUGCCAUAAGGAAUACCUGAAUGGUCAGGAGCAGCUCCAGCAAUCUUUGGAUGGCCGUGAGACAGGCCUGAGGAAGGAGCUGGGUGAUCUUCAGGCUCAGAUCCAGGGUCUGACAGUGAGCCCAGGCUGCUGUAGUCAAAUUAACGAUCUCUCCCAGAGAACUCUGCUUCUGGAAGAGUCUAUUAAGGGCCUGACAGAGUCUCAAAGGCAACUCCAGACGACACUGAGUGAACAGACAAUCCACUUGGAGACAAUGUUGGAUACACGAUUACUAGAUGUCGAGGGCCGGCUAAACACUACAGAGCAGGACAAGGCAGAUUUAGGUGUCCUGGAUGGAGGAAUGGGAUCCCUCGAUGGAUUUAAGACCCUUCUGGAGGACAAACUGAAAAGCUUGGAGGAGCGUGUUUUUGUGGCUGUGGAGGAACUGAGUAACGCAACAUCUCCGGCUCUACUGGAAGGCCAGGUGGUGCCAGCAUUAGGGACGGAGAUUGAGAAUAUCCGUAGACGUAUGGAAGCUGGUUUGGAUGGUGUCCAGAAGCAAUUAAUGGAUCUUGAGCUUCUUUGCACUUCCGCAUGCACUCCAGCAUCCAGUCCUGAUGCAGCUCUUAUCCAAACAGAGGUGGAAGACUGUAAGGAGAUGGAGAAGAAAUUAACAGAGCGUCUGGACACACACACAGAAAUGUUGGACCACCUAAAUAGUACCUUGCAAGGGCUUUUGUUCCAGAUUGCUCAAGAGGAUCAAGAGGGCUCAAUACAGGGUGAGAUUACACUCCUCAAGAUUAACGUCAACUCUGUAAACCGCACCCUGAAGGGUUUGAGAGAUUCUGUUCACCUUUUCACCAAUGAGAUGAGUCACGUUAACUCGACAUGGCAGGAACGUCAGCAGCGACUGGUCACACAAGUGCAUGGCAUUGCUGAGCUUGUGGGCCAGCAGGGGCAGCUGCUUGGGGCUGGAGAGCGCAGACUGGUGCAGCUGAAGGGCGAGCUGCAGGGCUUGAGGCGGAGGCUUUCAGGGGAACUGCAGGGCUGUCGGGGCACAGCGCAGAAUGCUCAGCAUGAGGUCAUGGUAGUUGAAGGCCGCGUAGCCAAUGUUGAAGGCCAGUGUAGCAGCCUGGGAGAGCUUGCUGAUCAGUUGGAGAGGAUUCGUGCAGAACUCGAGAGCCAUUCAGACAGCUAUCUGGCACAGGUCAAUGGUACCCUGGCUAGCCACUCCCAGCAGCUUACACAGCUCAAAAAUGGACUUCAAGAGUGUGUAAAUAAGACGGUCCAGUAGUCACCUGGAUACAGAGAUCCUUGGAGACCGGAUUGCACAAACUGAGAUGUUUCUCCUUCUGGUUUUAUUAACAGGGCAUUGUUUUCUUGCAGUUUUGCUUCUUCUUCUAGACUUUUCUCUUUGUUUUUUGUCUUUACACGUCAUAUUGAUUCUAACCAAUGUGUUAACUUAUAUAAAGAAAAAAAACUUGACUUGGUGUUAUAUAUUGUACAGUUUAGCCCUGCAGUCCCUGAAGCCCUGAUUUGUUUUCCCUGCUGUAGCACAUAUAAGUCAACUGAUCUGCUAUUCACUAGCGCUUCAUAAGCUGAAGAUGAAAAAAGUGUCUUCAUUUUUUUGGGUCUUUAAAUUAGGUAAGAUAUCAGAUUUAUGAAAUGAUGUCUGAUUUAUAAGCUGCUCCACUCUCAUCUCAUCUCAUCUCAUUUCUUUCUUAUUACUGUGUCAACAUUAUGGUGCUAAACUUGAGUGUAAAAUUAUUUGUAGGUAAAAUAUAUGUCUACUUAUUACUUAUAAACUUAUAAGUUUUUUCUAUGUGAUAAUUUUUUUAUGAUUAAAAGUUACUGUUGAGAACAAAAUGAGAACUAGGUGUGUUUGCAGCAUGGCUUGGUGAAUCACGUGUACCAGAUGAACUGUUUUUACAAUUUUAACCACUAGAGGGCAGAAAUACGGCUAAUAAAGAGAUUCACUUUAGG
Molecule: messenger RNA, 3396 nt
Organism: Tachysurus vachellii
Lineage: Eukaryota; Metazoa; Chordata; Actinopteri; Siluriformes; Bagridae
Gene: emilin3b
Product: EMILIN-3
Exons: 6
Coding region: 329-2707 (792 amino acids)
Cellular component (GO): extracellular matrix
Molecular function (GO): protein binding
Source: RefSeq, a predicted model, not a curated record